Messenger RNA from Propithecus coquereli (Coquerel's sifaka), 1344 nucleotides. It is a transcript of the gene CA9, whose product is annotated as carbonic anhydrase IX. Bases 1 to 1344 code for a protein of 447 amino acids. The record is from RefSeq and is a predicted model, not a curated record. Gene Ontology annotation, cellular component: plasma membrane. NCBI's taxonomy places the organism in Eukaryota, Metazoa, Chordata, Mammalia, Primates, Indriidae. Gene Ontology annotation, molecular function: zinc ion binding; carbonate dehydratase activity. The transcript is spliced from 11 exons.
AUGGCUCCCUUGUGCCCCAGCCCCUGGCUCCCUCUGCUGAUUCCCGCCCCUGCUUCAGGCCUUACAGUACAAUUGCUGCUGUCACUGCUGCUCCUGGUGCCUGUGCAUCCCCAGAGCACGCUCCAGAUGCAAGGGGAUCCUCCCAUGGGAGGAGGUUCAUCUGGGGAAGAUGACCCACUGGGCGAGGAGGAUUUGUCCAGUGAUGAGAAUCCCCCUGGAGAGGAGGAUACACUUGGAGAGGAGGAUCCACCUGAAGUUAAGCUUGAACCAGGAGAAGACGACUCCCUGAAGUUAGAGGAUUUACCUACUGUUGAGGCUCCUGGAGAUACUCAAGUCCCCCAGAAUAAUGCCCACAAGGACAAAAAAGGGGAUGACCACGGUCAUUGGCGCUAUGGAGGCGACCCGCCGUGGCCCCAGGUGUUCCCAGCCUGCGCGGGCCGCCUUCAGUCCCCGGUAGACAUCCGCCCCGAGCUCGCCGCUGUCUGCCAGGCCCUGCGACCCCUGGAACUCCUGGGCUUCGAGCUCCCGCCACUCCCAGAACUGCGCCUGCGCAACAAUGGCCACACCGUGCAGCUGACUCUACCUCCCGGGCUAGAGAUGGCCCUGGGUCCUGGGCGGGAGUACCGGGCCCUGCAGCUGCAUCUGCACUGGGGCGCUGCGGGUCGCGCGGGCUCAGAGCACACCGUUGACGGCCACCGUUUCCCUGCCGAGAUCCAUGUGGUUCACAUCAGCACCGCAUUUGCCAAAGUUGACGACGCCUUGGGGCGCCCGGGAGGCCUGGCCGUGUUGGCCGCCUUUCUGCAGGAGGGCCCGGAAGAAAACAGUGCCUAUGAGCAGUUGCUGUCGCAUUUGGAAGAAAUCGCCGAGGCAGGCUCAGAGACUUGGGUCCCAGGACUGGACGUAUCUGCACUGCUACCCUCCGACCUCAGCCGCUACUUCCGAUAUGAGGGGUCUCUGACCACACCGCCCUGUGCCCAGGGGGUCAUCUGGACUGUGUUCAACCAGACAGUGAGGCUGAGUGCCAAGCAGCUCCAUACUCUCUCUGGCUCCCUGUGGGGACCCAGUGACUCUCGGCUACAGCUGAACUUCCGAGUGACACAGCCUUUGAAUGGGCGAGUGAUUGAGGCCUCCUUUCCUGCUGGAGUGGACAGCAGUCCUCGGACCAUUGAGCCAGUGCACCUGAAUUCCUGCUUUGCUCCUGGUGACAUCCUGGCCCUGGUUUUUGGCCUCCUCUUUGCUGUCACCAGCAUUGCCCUCCUCGUACAGAUGCGAAGGCAGCACAGAAGUGGGGCCAAAGCGGUUGUUAGCUACCAACCUGCAGAGGUCGCCGAGACUGGCGCCUAG